This is a messenger RNA of Melopsittacus undulatus (budgerigar), 2488 nucleotides long. RefSeq names its product protein inhibitor of activated STAT 3 (gene PIAS3). Gene Ontology annotation, molecular function: zinc ion binding; SUMO ligase activity; transcription coregulator activity. Bases 212 to 1831 code for a protein of 539 amino acids. NCBI's taxonomy places the organism in Eukaryota, Metazoa, Chordata, Aves, Psittaciformes, Psittaculidae. Gene Ontology annotation, biological process: regulation of transcription by RNA polymerase II; protein sumoylation. The transcript has 15 exons. Gene Ontology annotation, cellular component: chromatin. The record is from RefSeq and is a predicted model, not a curated record.
CUGUCCGCGCAUGCUCAGUGCUGCGCGGCGAUGCUCCGUGUCCCAAGAUGGCGGCGGCGGAGAUAAAGGAAUGGGACCGUGUCCCCUCCAUUGCCCUCCUCUGGAACAUGGAAUUCCCACCCUGGUAAUCCCAAAGCUGCUUUGUCUCCCUGGAAUGAGUGCAUGGUGCUGAGCUCCGGGAAUUCCAGCCUGGAAUGACACAGGAGCCCCCAUGAAGAUCAAGGAGCUCUACAGGAGGAGGUUCCCCCGCAAGCCCCCAGCCCCAUCCCACCUCCCCAUGCUCCACACCGCAGAGGGGCAGCUUCCCUAUGGACACAGCUCCGGCCCCAUGGCAUUCCCGGCUCCGAGGCCUGGAGCCAAGCAGGAGGGGGAUACGGAGCACGGGACCCCCCCUGUGCACCCCCUGCACCCCGAUGUCACCAUGAAGAGGUUGCCCUUCUACCAUGUGUAUGAUGAGCUGAUCAAACCAACCACCUUGGCCUCCAGCAGCAGCCAGCGCUUCGAGGAGGCUCAUUUCACCUUCGCCCUCACCCCCCAGCAGGUCCAGCAGAUCCUCACAUCCCGAGAUCUCCUUCCGGGUGCCAAGUGUGACUACACCAUCCAGGUGCAGUUGAGGUUCUGCUUGUGUGAAACCAGCUGCCCCCAGGAAGAUCACUUCCCUCCUAACUUAUUUGUCAAGGUCAAUGGCAAACUCUGCCCCCUGCCCGGUUACCUGCCCCCCAACAAGAGUGGUGCUGAACCCAAGCGGCCCAACCGGCCAGUGAACAUCACCCCCCUGGCAAGGCUCUCGGCCACCGUCCCCAACAGCCUCGUGGUCAACUGGUCCUCGGAGCUGGGCCGGAGCUACUCGCUGUCCGUGUACCUGGUGAAGCAGCUGACGGCUGUGAUGCUGCUGCAGAAGCUCCGGGCCAAGGGCAUCCGGAACCCAGAUCAUUCCCGAGCCCUCAUCAAGGAAAAGCUAACUGCUGACCCCGACAGUGAGAUAGCCACAACCAGCUUACGUGUGUCCCUGCUGUGUCCACUGGGGAAGAUGAGGCUGAGGGUGCCCUGCAGAGCCACCACCUGCAGCCACCUGCAGUGCUUCGAUGCAGCCCUAUACCUGCAGAUGAAUGAGAAGAAGCCCACCUGGACCUGUCCUGUGUGUGACCAGAAAGCCCCAUACGACGACCUGAUCAUCGAUGGGUUGUUCAUGGAAAUCCUCAACUCCUGCACAGACUGUGAUGAGAUCCAGUUCAUGGAGGACGGCUCCUGGUGCCCCAUGAAGCUGGAGAAGCAGGAGAUGGGCCAGACCUCCGUGCUGAGUGCCAUUGAGGCCACUCCCGCUGUGGUCCCCAGGCCCCAGGCAGACGUCAUUGACCUGACCAGGGACUCGUCCGAUGAGGAUGAGGAGGCACCGGAGGAGGCACCGGCAGCCAAGAGGCAGCGGCCGCUGAGCAGCAGCACCGGACACAAGGGGGUGCUGAGCAUCCAGCCCCGGCCAUCCUCUGUGCUCCGGAGCGCUCCCAUGGCAUCCCUGGGCAGGGACUACAGCUCCAGCCUCCCCGUUCCCGACUUCCACCCUUCCUACUCGGAGCUGGCAGGUCUGGAGUUGUUUUCCUUCCUUCCAAGUGAAAAUCAGCAUUACAGCCCUUCAGUCAUCACCUCCCUGCAGGAGCAGGAUGCCCUCAGGCAUCUCUUCCCAUAUGGAAGCACUUCCAGGCCUUUCCUUGGUGUCACCCCCAUGUCCAUGGCCGGAUCCCAUCAAACCAGUAGCAUCGUGGCCACGAGCACACUCCAGAGCAGCCCCACAGCACAGCCGGGAUGCAGAUCGGACAUCAUUGCCCUGGAUUGAGCAGCAUUCCUGCUGGGAAUAGAUGGGAUGCGAGGCCAAGGCCUGGCCUUAGGGAUUGGCUUCUCCAGGUGGGACCUGACCACUGCUGGUGAACACUGUAUCCACUGGGAUUGGGAUGCUCGGAUGGGAAGUGCCUCUUCCCAAGGGUUAAAGCAAACCCCCUGACUUUGGAAGCAGCAUCAUCAGCCUGGUUCUAUCCCAUGUGAUUUCUCUAUAGAGCUCCAAGAAUUCCAGCUGGGAAGAAACCCUCCUUUUUAAGGGAAGCAGCCUAUGGGAAAGGCUGGGAUGAAGCCGGAGCCUGAUCCCUCCAGUGCUAUUCCCAUGGAUUCUUAGAAAGCCAAACCUGCCUUUUUUCCACUCUUUUUGUACCUCCUUUUUUACCUCCUUCCAGCUUGGAGCUGGUCAGGGAACACACACAGGAUCUAUAAUUACAGCUGCAUGGAUAGUUCCCAAGUUUUCCCCUGUUUUCCCUAUGGACACAGGGAUAACUGAGGGUGAUGUUGCCCAGGUUAUCUAUGGACUGGAUUUGGGUUGUGGCUCCUGGAAUUCCAAGUGGUGUGUUUUUGGGAUGGGUGAGCAGGAUUCCACUGGGAUGAGGCCUUGUGGCCCAGGUGCUGUGGGUGCUUCCAUGCAAUAAAGGUAUGAAAUCCAUUGGGA